AUGCCGUCCGCACUGUGUAUCCUUUGCAUGACCUUGUUUGUGCUGUACAGCGUUUAUUCUGUGUGCGGUCUCAUGUGUUGGCAUUGUGAUUCACUGCAUGACCCGAAAUGUGUAGAUCCUUUCGACAAUCACUCGAUGCCCAUGAAGGAUUGUAAACUAGAAAAAUUGGAUACUUACCCGGGUGUGCGAGGCACAAUGUGUCGGAAAAUCCGUCAAAAAGUGUAUGGCAAAUGGAGGUUCUAUCGAAGCUGUGCUUUUUUAGGAGAACCCGGCAUUGGUGGUGAUGAACGUUAUUGUUUAAUGAGGACAGGCACUCAUAAUAUAUUCACUGAAUAUUGUACUUGCAAUUCCAGAGAUGGAUGUAACGGUGCAUCUGGCAUUUCUUCCUCUGUAUUGAGCUUUAUAUUGGCACCAGCUCUUAUAUACAGAAGAUUGAUUUAAUGUGUUCAUCAAAUAAGUAACUAAGCUUAUCAGUAUUAUGUAUAUACUAUUGAGAAAUAAUUUUUUUGUCAGGUACCUAAUCUAUUUUUAUAACGAAUUUUUUAAUAUUUGAAUUAAAAAAUAAUGAUUGAUUUCAAUCAUUGAUAUUUUUGGUACAUAUGUGUUAUUAUCCUGCGAUUACACAUACAAAUUUUAUUACUUUGACAAAUCAGGUACAUAUCUAUAUAAAUCUAU
This is a messenger RNA of Sipha flava (yellow sugarcane aphid), 675 nucleotides long. RefSeq lists its product as uncharacterized. The transcript has 3 exons. NCBI's taxonomy places the organism in Eukaryota, Metazoa, Arthropoda, Insecta, Hemiptera, Aphididae. Bases 1 to 441 code for a protein of 146 amino acids. Gene Ontology annotation, biological process: positive regulation of voltage-gated potassium channel activity; sleep; regulation of synaptic transmission, cholinergic. The record is from RefSeq and is a predicted model, not a curated record.